Podarcis raffonei (Aeolian wall lizard) is the source of this 1602-nucleotide messenger RNA. It is a transcript of the gene CBY3, whose product is annotated as chibby family member 3. The transcript has 2 exons. The record is from RefSeq and is a predicted model, not a curated record. Lineage: Eukaryota; Metazoa; Chordata; Lepidosauria; Squamata; Lacertidae. Bases 1017 to 1508 code for a protein of 163 amino acids.
UUUCCCCCCCUCUUAAAACAAUAGUCCCUAUGGGACUGUAUCCAUCUAAGCCAUACUCAGAAUAGAGCCACUCAAAUCAAUGGAGUUAUGGAGUCCAUUGAUUUUAAUGGAUCUACUUUUAGUAUGAUUUACUUGGAUACAGCCUAUUGUUUUUAAGUUUCAGCUUUAAUCGGCAAAAUGUGUGUGUUUGCUUCCAGAGUCACUAAACUUUUAUAAGCACAAAGCAGGUAAUAUAUUCACAAAUUAACAUUUAGUAAGCAUCCAGUUUACAGACAGUAGCAAUUUACACUCUACUAUCAAGAGUGUUGAAGGCCUAAUGAAAUAUCCUGAAUCCUAGAGCUGUAAUUUCAAAAGAAUACAGGUCAGUAUCUUGGAUGCAGUGCAUCUCAUACUGAGCAUCAAUGUAUUUCCCAGCAUGUGAAGAAAUAGCCUGCCACAAGUGUGUGAAAAAAGCCUGCGGUGAAACCCCAAAGUAGCAAUGGAAAUGAGUCUACUUGAAGCUACUCUUUGUGAUGCAGAUGUGUUACACAGGUUGCCAUAGUAGCUGCAUCCAUAACAAAAGGGAGCCAGCUGCAGGGCAGAAGUAGGUCAGACUGGUCUAAAUAAUACUCACUUUGAUCAGAAAAAGCACAUCCAGAUCAGUGAGGGAAAGAAGAGGAGAAAUGGGAAGGCUAGAGACAAGAGUUAAGGAUGGAAACCUAUGAUGUUAAAAAAAAGAGAGAAAGAGAAAAGGUUUCUUGUUCUUUUCAGUCCAAGAAACAAAUUCAGAGGCAAUCUUUUAACUGGACAUUUAUAUUAAGUUUGUCUUAAGACAGAGCUAAAGCAGUGUGCAAUUGUGUAGUAAACGGCCCAACUCCAUUUUGUUUCUAGAGGGGUCUAAAUCCUCUCACAGUAAACAGCCCAAUCCAAUGUGCAGUUUACUUGAAGCAUAUCUGACUAAAUUUAAUGGGACUUCCUCCCAGAACUUUCUUCUGUAGGACUUUUAUUGACAUCCUCCAUCCCUAGCUCUCCUCAUCAUGGAAACCAUUUCUCAAAUUCUUCAGGAUGUGCGUGACUACUGGGCUGACCAUUUUUCUCAAAGAUUUCUACCCAGGCGGCCAACACUUCGCCAAACAACCUCUUUGUCCACUUACUAUCUGUUGGACUACAAAACCCGGCAAGCUGAACUAGGGAUGGAUUAUGGCCCUCCAAGUACUCAGCUGAACAAAGCCAAGUUUGUCUUCCAGGGGGGUGCCUGGCAGGGUGAUGGUGUCCCUCCGCAGAUGCCCUUACUACAGUUAUAUUCCUCCUCCUCUCAUCAUGAUAAGGAAUCACCUAACAAGGCCCUGAAGAAAGCAAACAAAGCUCUACUGGAAGAGAACAAUUACUUGAAGCUGCAGCUUGAGCUGCUAAUGGACAUGCUGACAGAGACCACAGCACGACUACACUCAUUAGAGAAAAAACUGGACAUGACUUCAUGGCACCCAAAGAUUAAGAAGCCAAGCAAGGUGCUGAUGCUCCGGUCUUAAUAAACAUCUUGGACCCAAGACCAGAGAGAAUUGUAUUUCUGAAGAAGUUUGCCUUCCCAUGUCCAGACAUUAAAUAAAAUCUUGAAGAAAAUGA